GAGCGAGCCAGGAGGAGCGCGUCGUGGCUGGCCAGCCGCCCCGGGACACGCGAUCCCGCCUCCUGCCGCAGCACCUUGGAGCGGCGAAUAUCUCGAGCGGGGUGGCCGGGUGGAGCGACGGCUACCCGCCCUUCUUGAUUUCGGUUUGAUUGCGCCAGCCCAGCGCAGGCCACGCUCGCCGCGGUGCCAGAGGCGGCAGCGAAGAAGCCUCUGAAGAGCGCCCGCGGGUCUCGUUGUCUUUCUUGGCGAGCGCGGCCGUCGAUCUCGACUCAGCUUUGGUGCCGAUCGGGGGUAAUCUCCGUGGAAGCGCAGAGCCCUGACCUCGCAGGCUCCAGGCGCCACCUCUUCUCUCCGCCCUCCCCACGCUCGAAAUUGGCUUCCUUGUGUGGGUGGGGGGUCUCCUCUGCCUCCACCCCCGCCCUUCCGAUCGCCUCUGCCAGCUGGUGGAUGCUGACAGACCCUCGGCGGCUAGAAGCCAAAGAGAGCGAGCGAGCGAGCGAGGACCCCCUCAGUUCUGGAGAUUCAUCAUGGGGAACAACGCUGGAAAGCGAGAUCAGACUGCUGAGAAGGUGAAGAAUACUGAAGCCACAGCAGAGGAAACUGAGGUUAAACCAAACUCCAAAGCAGCCCGGCUAACCCAAGAACCAUCAGAAGACAAUGAAGUGUUUGGAGAGGCAGAUGUGAACCAGAACAAUGGGACCUCCACCAAGAGCACAGCGGUGACAGACUCCAAGGGCGCAGCAGACCCAAAGAAUGCCUGGAAGGAGGCCAGCCCAGCUGACACGACUGGUCGCCCCCAUUUGGUCCGCCUCUUUUCCCGAGAUGCCCCAGGGAGAGAAGACAACACCUUCAAAGACCGGCCCUCUGAAUCAGAUGAGCUGCAGACCAUUCAGGAAGACAGUGCAGCAGCUCCUGAGAAUUCGGAUUUGAUGGCUUCACAGAAACGCUCCUCUUUCCGGCACGGAUCCAAACUUGCAACUGCAAGUACUAUAGACCAUGCUAGACAUGGAUCCCCAAGAAGAUACAGAGAACCGGGUCUACUUGACUCACUGGGCAGAUUCUUUGGAGGUGACAAACAUGUGCCCAGGAGGGGCAAGGACUAUCAUCACGCUGCCAGAGCUAGCCAUGUAAGUUCCCUGCCUCAUCCAAGGUCUCAGCACGGACGAUACGUGGAUGACAACCCAGUAGUCCACUUCUUCAAGAACAUUGUGUCACCCAGGACAACUCCUCCUCUGCAAGCAAAGGGAAGAGGAUUAUCCUUCAGCAGAUUUAGCUGGGGUGGUGAAACUCACAAGCCUGGAUAUGGAAGUGGCAAAUUCUAUGAGCAUAAAUAUGCUCACAAGGGACACAAGGGAUACCACGAUGGCCAGGGAACACUGUCUAAAAUCUUUAAACUGGGAGGUUCUGGUUCCCGACCUGGUUCCCGGUCUGGCUCUCCCAUUGCUAGGCGCUGAAGCUCUAGAUUGUCACCAAAGGCUACGUUCUCUGCUUCAUAACAUAGUUGCCUUAAAAGUUCAAUAACAAAUUGCAGAAUUCCCUAGGUAGAAAUACAAUCUAUUUGUUAAUGUCAGUUGAGCUGUGUAUGCAGCAAGAGUAUAAAAAAUUGUAUUGGCAAAUGCUGACCAACAGUUAAACAAAAGCAAGCAAACAGAAAGUAUUUCCUAAACUUGCAGUAAAGCUUUUACUUGCUGUCAGCAUGACUUUAGAGAAAGUAACAAAAUUCCCAAUAUUAUUCAUUCUUCUUCAAGGUGUCCCCAAAGAAUAUAAGGCCUUAAUUUUUGAAGCUCGCACAUUAAGUCCCUUUCAGAUUUCUUUUUCACUUAACCUCAAUAACAACAUAAAACACAUAAAUUGUCUAGAUUAGUGUUGCCAUUAAUGAACCUUUGAGAUCUCUGCUGUAAACCAAUGAUAAUAAACACAUGUGCAGAAGUUGUAAGGACUGUUUAUCCAUUUUUUAUGAUUUAGUUUUGAUUUAUUAUUAUUAUUUUUUCAGUAGCCCUUUUCUUUCACAAUUUCAUUUUAUUUUCCUAACUGGAUUAGGCAGUCAUGGAAAGGUAUAUUAAAUUGGGUGUUCAAGGCAUGUUGCGAUGUGGGAGAAGGCAGCUGUUACUGUUUCAAUGAGACUGAGCAAUUGUAAUAAGGAAUUAUAUCCAUUUUAAGGAGCUUCUUGGGCAUGGCAAAUUGCUCAUCACACCCAACUUAUUAGGAAUUAUGAGUGGCUGGGAGAAGGAAAAAAGGAUAUCAAACUUGAAUUAGACUAGCUUUACAACAUCAGGGAUAAACCCAAAAGAAGGAAAACCACUUGGAAUGUGAACUAUGGAUGCGCCCACAGCUCCAUACAGGCACUGGCUGCAAAGUAAGCUUUUCUGCAGCUAAAACAAAAAAAAGUCUAAUUUCUAAAUUACAGAAAGCCCUUCGGUUAUGAAGUUUCAGCUAGUAACUGCACAUGUAAAGUUAGCAUUUCUACCUGUCCUGUUAGUGCAGCAAAGUUAACAUGCAGUGCACCAGAGCAAACUAUACUGUUGUGUUGUAGCUUAUAUACAUUAAAAUUAGUGAACUAGAGAUAGGCAUUAACAAUUCACCCAUAUACUAAGAUAAACACAUGUGGAAAUGGGUCUACCCAUCUACAUAAAAAUGCUCUUCUGAAUUGCACUGUUUUAUAAUAUUCAACCUGUUCUGUCUCUAAAUGACCUUCCUUUACUCAUGUAAUACUUUACUGAGCUUAUCUGAUAUAGACAGUAUAGUUAAGACUAAGAUGACACCUGCCUUUAGUUAAGCUUAUGAAUAUCCAGAAAUACCAAUGUUAAUGCCAACCGGCAUAUAAUGGAUGUUGUUCUUGUUAAUGAUAGAUCAUCUUAAUCUACCAGAGGAUUCAAGCAACAUUCUUAAUAUGCAGCAAGAAAGGUGAGAGGGUAGAUCAACACAGAAACUAGAUAAAGCAGAAUUCCAGAACUGGUCAGCACACACACCUAUAACAUCAUUCAAACUGUUGUUGGCUAUGUGAAUUUUUCUAUGUGUAGCCUCAUCUGGUUGUGUAUUCCACAACAUAAUAGUGAGUUUCAUUUAAGUGUAUUGUUCUUAAAAGUGUAUGAAUACAACUCCUAAAAAUCAAUAUUGAAAUA
Varanus komodoensis (Komodo dragon) is the source of this 3122-nucleotide messenger RNA. It is a transcript of the gene MBP, whose product is annotated as myelin basic protein. Gene Ontology annotation, molecular function: structural constituent of myelin sheath. The record is from RefSeq and is a predicted model, not a curated record. The transcript is spliced from 9 exons. Gene Ontology annotation, cellular component: compact myelin; neuronal cell body; cell periphery. The coding region runs from base 528 to 1454 and encodes 308 amino acids. NCBI's taxonomy places the organism in Eukaryota, Metazoa, Chordata, Lepidosauria, Squamata, Varanidae. Gene Ontology annotation, biological process: myelination.